AAAAGGAUAUCACAUAACGUCUUUAAGGUCCCGGGAUAAAAUUAGAAGAAAAAAACCCUGACAUAACCCUAUUUAAUUUAAUUUUCAGAGACUGUUAGAGAACGCUAUAUUGUUAUCUAAUCUAAAUCAAAUUUUAUUUAAUUGUAAAAAUUUCUCAUUUGUUUGUUUAACGCUUAACCUCUGCACAGAGCAAUAUCAAAAAGUUGUCACGAUCAUGAAAGAUGUUGAGAAAUUUUGAGAUUUUUUGAAGAUAUAUCCAAAGUAUUUUGAUAGUUUUAUCUGAUUAUAUCAAGUUAUACGAUAUUUCUGCACAAUCAUAUUCGAAACGUGUUACUAAGGCAAGAUUCUAGUUAAAUUAUAUGAGAAGAAAUAUAUUAAAUUAUCUACCUUAUGUAGAAUCACAUUCGAUUAAGUCGUUACCCCGAACGGCUAGGAUUGGAUUAAACGUUUGUCGCUGGAAUAAAGCCGAUUAAAAAAAAUGUUUUUCUAAUCAACAACAUGACCAGAGUGACUCGGACGAAUGUCGUGGGCUUUGAGCAUUUUGGUUUAUAUAUUCAACUGAUAAUAGACGAAAACACUCUGUAAUUGUAAACUUUAAGGCAAUUUUCUGAAUGCUACAUGGUUUGCUGUAAUUUAAACCCGUUCUGCUAUUUCAAUUACGCACUCUUGUGCACAGUCGUGUUGACUGUAUUCAAUAUUUGUUACUACUUGGAUAGAUCCAUCAUUUGUUCAGAGAGAUUUGGAAAUGGAUUCCAGUGUCUACCAAUCGUCAAGCGUACCUGAAUUGGAACCUACAGAAUAUGACUUUAUGGUUGGCGAAGAGUUCAAAAUUGUAAUCAUAGGUCCAACAAAAUCUGGGAAGACAUCAUUCAUUAACAAAUUAGUACAGUUUCCAUUGUACAAACCUGGUCUGUUGUGUGCAACGACUUCAGUCAUUAAAACCCAUUGCUGGAAGGAGGACGGUAUUGAGAUUGUAAACAAUAACAAAAGAACAAGUCACAAAAAAUUAUUUACCUCUAGAAAAGCGUUACAGGAUUUCAUGGAUUCACACAGCGAUGAAAUCCAUUUAUCAUUCUCUGUAGAUGUUUAUAUCAAAACUGAAAGGAGACAGAUGGGAUGCGUUUUCAUUGAAAUUCCGGAGAACCUUAUUAAGACGGAAUGGGAACCAGGUUUCUCAACAGAUGUUUUGAUAGUGUUUGCUAGCAUUACUGAUAGCUUGAUAACACAACCAGAAACGAUGAAAUGCACGUUAUCAGUCUAUCAUGAGAAACUAGUAUUUGAUACAACUAAGACAUACUUUGUCACAAACAAAUGGGAUACCCUUAAUGGUGACGAGGAUAAUGUUCUACAUGAAGAGGAUAACAUUAAACCUCUUUUCGAAUCUUCGGUGAAAAAUGUCUGGCCAGUACCAAUCAAGAAAGACCACUUUUUUUGUAUCAGUUUACGGCGGACUUCCAGAUUCAGCAAGGGGCUAGACAUGUUGAUAGAGGACGUUGAGAAUACUGCAACAAAAUACUUUCACUUUACAGCAGACGACGCGAUCGAGAAAACCAUAUCGCUCACUCAACAAUUAUUGAAGCUUCUACAGAUGGAGGAAUUUCCAGGGCGUUUAAAAGAUGAGCUUUCAAACUCUUCUCCAAAAUUGUUGGAAAAUCUCAAGACAAAAGGCGAGGAGCUGAAAACAAUUGAAUGGUUUAUAGUUGUAGCAGGUGACACAAGCGCUGGAAAAACAACAUUAAUAAAUCGAUUAGUUGGGCAUCAUAUUUUGGUUCCAAGAACACUUGCAUCGACAGCAGCUGUGUGUAGAAUUCGAAAAUCAGAAAAAAUGCAAAUCAAUCUCUACAACAAAGAAAACGAAUUGCUGGAAAGAAAGGGCUUUAAGGAUGUCUCAUCAUUGCAUGAUGCUCUUCGAAACUACACAGAACUGGAUAAAAAGAAGAAAGUCAACGACAGAAACAUACAUUUUGUCGAUAUCAACCUGCCUUCGGAAACGUUGCAGAACCGCACAGUACUUGUGGAUACUCCUGGCAUUGGACACGAUCAUAUAUUGGAUGAUGUUCUUUUGGAUUACCUUCCCAAUGCGUCGUCCUUCAUUUUUCUGGUCGAUGCAGCAAACGCAGGAGGAACACAUGAGGACAGAUUGAUGAAAAUUAUGAGAGUCGUGGUGGAAAAACAAGAGAAAAUGCCAUAUUUCAACUUAAAAGAUGUACUGUUUUUGACAAACAAAUGGGACAGCGUGGAAAGCGACAGCGACAGUUCUGAAGAUGAAGCAGAGGGGGAAGGAGAAAAUAAUCAGAAAACAAGGAUGUAUGAUUUUAUCAUAGGGUCAUUAUCACGGGAAUGGCCUGCUGUGUCGAAAGAUACUGUUUUUCAAGUAUGUUUGAAAAAGGAUGAAAGUGAAUAUAAGUCUGAGUUCAAGCGUUUCCAAAGAAAAUUCAUCGAAGUACUGGAGAAAAACAAGUCUGUUAGGAUGUGUGAUGACUUCAGAUUCGUCUGGGAAGCAUUUACCAACAUUGAAAGAGUAGUAUGUGCAAGACUUGAUAUGCAGAGAAAAGGCGAGAAACAACCAGAGAGGAGAAACGUCUCUCCUGAAUUCCAAACAAAGUUCUCAGAGAUGAAAGAACAAUUGCAGCUAGAGAUCAAAUGGGUAACAUCAACUUUUGCGACAAGAUGUCACAACUAUCUUCAAAGCGAAAGAGGAAAAGAAGAAAUUUUGCUGAAAGUGCCAAGUCGAUCAGUUACCACAAUCCAUGCCCUAAAAAGUGAAAUAGCUUCACUUUUGAUGAAUGCUGUUCAGCUGUGGCUAACUGGUGACCAAAUGAGAACUUUGAUUAGCGGUAUAAACAAAAAGAUUAGAAGCUACGUACACGAUCUGGAGAAAGAGUUACUAAAGAUGCAGCACGAAAUAUUUGAUGUGAAUACACCCUACUUUACUGGGUUAAAUGAUCACAAUGCCAAUAUAUCUGCAGUUUACAGAGCUCUUCUUCCUUGCACUAUAUCCAUGGAUUUGACAGACAGGGUUAUCUUGCUAUUGGGUGAUUCAGUUAUGGAAGGUUUAAAAGAAAAUAUCUAUGGAUUUUUGCUAGACAAGCUGGAUACAGAUGCUAUAGAAAAGUGUUUGGAAAUGUCCAUUCAGCGUAAAUACGAUAGUAUCAUCGAGCGAAUCCACGAUGCAUAUUUGAGAAAAGGCAAAAGCAUUCAAGAGACAAUGGAGAACAUAAAUCUAGAGGGAUCAACGAUGUUACAUUCAUGCAAAGAACUGGCAAAGAAGCUCGGCGAUAUUCGAAGAAGUUACAGACCUCUUCUAAUGAACAUGGCACGAUGGGAUCGUUUGUAAGCAUGGAUAACAUCUCUUUGAAAGACAGUUUAUGUUACUUUGAUUUUUCUUUGUACAGUUUAUUCAAGAUUUAGCAUUCCACUGUUAGAACAUCCAUUCAUUUUUCAAUAUUACAUUUAUAGUGGCACUGUGGCUCUAUUAGAUAUCAGUUUAGGGAGGACUUUUAAAUUGUUUUAUUGUUUUCCACUUUUCAUAUAACCGAUUAUCGAUCCUUUUGUGAUGUGAGAAGCAUUGCUCUCUCUCUCUCUCUCUCUCUCUCUCUCUCUCUCUCUCUCUCUCUCUCUCUAUAUAUAUAUAUAUAUAUAUAUAUAUAAAACCUUGAAUUGUAUAUUCUCUUGUCUGUACUGCUUAUUCUAACAAGUGUAAUACGUACAUAGAAAUAAUUAAUCAUAAAAAUUGAAAAAAAAAAUCUCAAU
Ostrea edulis (European flat oyster) is the source of this 3753-nucleotide messenger RNA. RefSeq lists its product as uncharacterized. NCBI's taxonomy places the organism in Eukaryota, Metazoa, Mollusca, Bivalvia, Ostreida, Ostreidae. The transcript has 13 exons. Bases 746 to 3337 code for a protein of 863 amino acids. The record is from RefSeq and is a predicted model, not a curated record.